Molecule: messenger RNA, 3382 nt
Organism: Thamnophis elegans (Western terrestrial garter snake)
Lineage: Eukaryota; Metazoa; Chordata; Lepidosauria; Squamata; Natricidae
Product: sialic acid-binding Ig-like lectin 11
Exons: 19
Coding region: 200-3316 (1038 amino acids)
Source: RefSeq, a predicted model, not a curated record
GAAAAAGUCUCCCCGUGAUUCACCCCGACAGUCUGUGUCUCACAGCAGAAUCAGUAAGCACCGGUCGUGGUGGGAAGAGAAAGUAGAUUAUUUAGCCAUAAUAACGGAGAGAAAAAAUCUCAUCGGCGAAGGAAGGGAAGAAACCUGGAACGAGAAAGCAAGAGCUCAUCUUUCCAAAUAAAUAUCAAGAUAAAACAAGAUGCCAGAAAAUCAGACCGCUGGUUGGAUAAGUCUUCUUCCUUGUAAGAGAAAGAAACUCUUUCUUUCUUUGGCAGCAAUCUUGGCCAUUCUCUGCAAAGGAAUCAGAAGUCAAAGGGAAUGGACGUAUACAAUCACCGUGGAACCUUCUGUCACCGUACAGCGUGGUCUUGCUGUUCAUAUUCCAUGCCAGUUCACGUAUAACCAGGCAGACCUGUGGCGGUCUGAGAAGAUAUUUGCUUAUUGGAUUAAGCAUCAAUCUUCAUUCUGUUUUCCAUCGGUUGAUAGAGCCUGCAGGCCUGUCGCUACCAACAAGCAAUAUGAGAGUGUCGAACUUUCGGCUAAGAACCGCUUCCAUUUAUUAGGAAAUCCAAAUGAAGGAAAUUGCUCACUUUUCAUCACAGAUGCUCGCAUGGAAGAUGAAGGGGAAUACUUCUUGAGAAUUGAGGGGCAAUAUAACUUAAAAUAUUCUUUCAUUGAGAAAACACUUAAUGUUAAAGUGAUAGAACCAAUCCAGAAAGUUACUAUCAGAGUGAACAACAGAGGCUCUGGCUCCCCAUCUUCACCACUCAACCCUGUGAUAACCAAGGAAGGAAACACUGUCACUCUGAUUUGUACUGCUGAUGGUACACCACCUCCCACUCUAUCCUGGAUGAAGGAGAACCAGCAAAUUGAUAGUCCCACACAGCAGAGGCUUCAGCUGCGUGAAAUUGGACCAAAGGAUGCUGGGAAAUAUCAGUGCUUGGCAAACAAUCUGUAUGGAUCUCUCAAGACAACGGUUGAAGUGAUCGUCCAGUGUUGCUUCAAGGAGCUGCCCAGUGGCUCUGAGUUGACAGCCCAAGAAGGUGACUCAUUGGAGCUGUUCUGCCAAGCAGAUAGCAACCCUCCAGCCACAACUAGUUGGGAGAAAAGAGACGGCCACUUGCAGAAGCCUCUAGAUAACCAAUUGCGACUGACCAACCUGACUGUUGAAGAUGAGGGUGUCUAUGUGUGCACUGCUACAAACAUGCUCGGCACAGUUCAGGGGUUCUUCCGGCUCUCUGUGACAUAUGCCCCAAGGCUCAGCAGAAGCCCCCAGAAAAAUACAACAUGUUCUUACCAUGACAAUGAUUUCCUAUGUACUUGUACCUGGGAUGCUAAGCCACUCCCCCAGAUCGAGUGGGAGGUGGAUGGGGAGAGGAUAACCGAGGAGAGCAAGAGAAGAGGAAACUGGACAGUCCAACCUUCAGUCCAGAAGAAUGAGGCCACCAGUACCUUAAACUGGACUGGCAGCUUAGAUAGAGAUCAUAAUAUUAUCUGCAUGGGGAGCAAUUCUUAUGGAAUCCAAAGAAUGCAAUUCCUGUUGAAGGCCAAGAGAGACCCAACUUCAGAAUCUUCCAUAGGAAGAUCUAAUAAGACUUUGUUCAUUGCUGGGAUAUGUGGAAUUUUUCUGGGAGCUGGAAUCUUCAUGUUGUGCCUAUUCCUGAUCAGGGUUUUUAAGCAGAGGAAAGCAUUGCUCGAAGCUAGCCAUGUCGAAGGAACCUCUUCUGGACGAGAACCACAGGAGAAACCCAAGAAUUCCAGCCAUAUCUACAGCAACGUUUUCCCGAUGGUGACAACUAAGAAUAAACCGCCGGAACACAGAAGCUCUCCGAAGUCCUGGAGAACAGCAGCUCUUCUGCACCAAGGGGUUUGGCUCCUUGGGCUUCUAAGGGUCCUACCGCUGACUGCAACCUUCCCAAGAGGCUGGAGUUUCAGGGAUGAGAACAUGGCUUGUCCCCUUGAGGCCUUCUUCCUUGGGCUAAUCUCAACACAGUUGCUUUGGAAAGGUGUGAUGCCUGCAGAAGGGUAUAGCGUUAAUAUUUCUGUAUCCCGUGUGUUGGUAGAGGAAGGGCUCUGUGCCACGGUUCCCUGCACUUUCACUUAUAACGAAGGUGAUGCCGACCUGAAGGAAACAUUGAGGGGAUGUUGGAAGAAAGAAACAAAAAAAACAGAUUGUCCAAAAGAUGACAGUCAUACCUUCCAAAUCAUUGGGAAUCUAACAGCAGGAAACUGUUCUCUCCUCAUCUGGAACCCCCAAAAAGAUGACACGGGGUCAUACUAUUUCAGAAUGCAAAAAAACCCUAGGGCACAUUAUAGCUUUCACAAAGGUACCAUAUCCCUGGAGGUGACAGAAACUCAGUCUCCAAAAAUAACAAUGGAUACCAUGAAAGCAGGAAUGCCUACAAAUAUCACCUGUGCAACCUUAGGAGGCUGUAGUCGGAUGCCUCCAAAUAUCACCUGGGUUGGCUUUCCCAAGCCCAUCAAACCUCAUGUGCACUUGAAUGAGACCCAGGUUUACACCUCAGUGGUGGAUUUCUCACCUUCUCCUGAAGACCACAAGCGGAAGAUCACCUGCACGGUCAAUUACAUAAAUGAGACUAAACCUGUUCCCAGGCAGGAUACUGUCCAACUAAAAGUCAUGUUCAAACCGCAGAUGAAAUGGUGCAAGGGUUUUCAUUUUCGCUCCAAUAUAAGUCAGCAGAACUUCACGAACUUUUCUCAGCUCAACGUACAAAAAGGGGAUUCCAUCGAGGUACGCUGCAAGGUAAUAGGCUAUCCUUCGCCCAACAUGACUUGGGUUAAGGGAAGCAAAGACUUCCAGCAACAACCCCCGAAUGUCCUGAAGCUUGAUGAUCUUAAGGUGGAGGAUUCUGGGACGUACACAUUUCAGGCAACCAAUAAACUAGGCGUUCAUAAAACAUCGUUUGAACUCUCCGUAAAAGAGCAAAAUACAACCCUGAUUUUCAUUGUGACUGGUGUCCUCAUCGUGCUCGGUCUCGUUGUGCUAAUCCCUGGAAUCAUCCUUGCUUCUAAAAGAUACCAGAGGAAGAGAAAAACGAUUACAGACUCAAAAGCAGUAAAUACCUUAACGAAUGUCAAGAAACCCAGCACUUUGGACCUCGCUGCUCAGGAAGUGAACGGCGUUGCCUCCAAAUCAAGAAGCCCCCACGAAUCUGUGGAUGGAGACCCUGAAGAAAUCCAUUACGCGACUCUUAGAUUCAAUGUGCCAAAUCCUAAUCCAGAUACAGCUGCAGAAGACAUCCAAACGGAUUAUGCUGAAAUCUGUCCUUCCAAUUCUCAGGGAAAAGAAGCGUGAAGGUUUUUAAGGGAAUUCCUCUCUUCUGAUUAGCAGUCCUCAGAAGUUUGCCAGUUCCUGUUUACA